Molecule: messenger RNA, 2618 nt
Organism: Centrocercus urophasianus (Greater sage-grouse)
Lineage: Eukaryota; Metazoa; Chordata; Aves; Galliformes; Phasianidae
Gene: USP49
Product: ubiquitin specific peptidase 49
Exons: 9
Coding region: 511-2604 (697 amino acids)
Biological process (GO): protein deubiquitination
Cellular component (GO): cytoplasm
Molecular function (GO): zinc ion binding; cysteine-type deubiquitinase activity
Source: RefSeq, a predicted model, not a curated record
GGAGAGGGCGUGGCCGGCGGCGUUGGGGUGUCUCACGCUGGUGACAGCUCGCGCGUGCGAUGAUGGCGGUCCUGCCCUGUGGAUACGGAAGCACGUGCUGUGCCCAUCCGAGCAGCGUCACCGCGCGCCCGUCCUUGCUGAGCUGGUCAGUGGUCCUGGAAUUUGUGAGAGAAUGAACACAGUCCAAGUGAGAGCUGCAGCCAGUCUUGGAGCUGCUUUGGAGGGACAUUGGAGUGGUUCGGGCACUGCAGAGUCACCGCGUUGGGAUUGAUUCUGAAGUGGCCGCUUGUGCUUUAAUCUGAAGUAGAGGAGAGUUGAAGAAUAAAAGGCCUUUGUGGGCUUUGAAGCUGCGCUUCCUUAGGAUGAAGACUUAAGUAGUAAUUAAAUUCUCGAAGAACCGCCAAGACUCCUUUGAAUGAAAUGGGGAUGUUCCAGGCUCUGAGCAUUGCGUUGCAGAGGAAGGAAUGUUUCAACGUGACUCAGUCAAAGCAGCGAAGACUUUUGUAAGAGAUGGAUAGAUGCAAACAUGUUGGGCGGCUACGACUCGCCCAGGACCAUUCUAUCCUGAACCCACAGAAGUGGCACUGCGUGGACUGCCAGACAACUGAAUCAAUCUGGGCUUGUCUGAAAUGCUCCCAUGUAGCCUGUGGGAGGUACAUGGAGGAGCAUGCACUAAAACACUUUGAAGAAACCAGACAUCCAUUGGCAAUGGAAGUGAACGAUCUGUAUGUAUUUUGUUACCUUUGUGAAGAUUAUGUCUUGAAUGAUAACCCGGAGGGUGACUUGAAAUUGCUGAGAAGUUCCCUGUCAGCGAUUAAAAGUCAAAAACAUGAUCCAUCAACGAGAAGCGGGAGGACGCUGCGAUCCAUGACUUUGGGAGAGGACGUGUGCAGCCAUCAGAGGAGCCCUCAGGGACAAUCUCAGAUGCUUACAGCUCUCUGGCACAGGCGCCAGUCUUUGCUUGCCAAGGCACUGCGGACCUGGUUUGGUAAGAGCUCCAGAGGCCAGCUGAAGUUACAGCAAAAGAAGCAGAUGGAGGAGUUGGAGAAGAAGAAGGAGGCGGCGAGGCGGCGACGGCAGGAGAUGAAGAGACAGCUUCUGGAGGAGCUGGCAAACACUCCUCCGAGGAAGAGUGCGAGGCUGCUGUCGCACGUGCACAGAGAGAACUUGAUUCCAAGGAAAUUCAGGGAGGUGGCGACCGCUUCCCCUACCUCAAGGCAGAUGCAGAGCAGCAGAUUGAAUCAGUUUUAUUCCAUCCGGCGUAAGCAUCUGAUGACUCCCGGGGUGACGGGUCUGAGGAACCUGGGAAACACAUGUUACAUGAACUCUAUUCUGCAAGUGCUGAGCCACCUCCAGAAAUUUAGAGAAUGUUUUUUGACACUUGAUCUCUGUGAAACGGAAGAACUCUUGGCCAAAACUGUGAACGGGAAGUCUAGGUUGCCUGGCAGAUUGGCAAAUGGAUCUGCUGCUAAUGAGUCAGGGAGGACUGACAAAGUGGGAUCAUACGGCACGCAGAGCUUGCCAGCUGGCUUAAAUGGCAGCUCCUCAAUAAGCAGGAGUUUAGAACUAAUACAACCCAAGGAACCGCGUUCCAAGCACAUCUCCCUCUGUCACGAAUUGCACACCCUCUUCAGAGUGAUGUGGUCUGGCAAGUGGGCCCUUGUGUCCCCGUUUGCCAUGCUGCACUCUGUGUGGAGUCUGAUCCCGGCGUUCCGAGGUUACGAUCAGCAGGACGCUCAGGAAUUCCUAUGCGAGCUGUUGGAUAAAGUGCAGCAGGAGCUGGAGUCGGAAGGAACGAAGCGCAGGAUCCUCAUCCCUUUCUCGCAGAGGAAGCUCACCAAGCAGGUCCUCAAGGUGGUGAACACCAUUUUUCACGGGCAGUUGCUCAGUCAGGUCACCUGUAUAACAUGCAACUACAAAUCCAACACCGUUGAGCCCUUUUGGGAUCUUUCCCUGGAGUUUCCUGAGCGCUAUCACUCUAUUGAGAAGGGGAUUAUCCCUGUUAACCAGGCAGAGUGCAUGCUGACGGAAAUGUUGGCCAAGUUCACAGAAACUGAAGCUCUGGAAGGGAGGAUAUAUGCGUGUGACCAAUGCAACAGCAAACGACGAAAGUCUUCUCCCAAGCCUCUUGUUCUGAGUGAAGCUAAGAAGCAGUUGAUGAUCUACAGACUACCUCAGGUCCUCCGGCUGCACCUUAAAAGAUUCAGGUGGUCUGAACGCAAUCACCGUGAGAAGAUUGGGGUCCAUGUCCUCUUUGACCAGGUACUAAACAUGGAACCUUACUGCUGCAGGGACUCUCUCUCCUCUCUUGACAAAGAGACCUUUGUCUAUGACCUCUCCGCUGUGGUGAUGCAUCAUGGUAAAGGGUUUGGCUCAGGACACUACACAGCAUAUUGCUACAACACAGAGGGAGGUUUUUGGGUCCACUGCAAUGACUCCAAACUGAAUGUAUGCAGCGUGGAGGAGGUGUGCAAAACCCAGGCCUACAUUCUUUUUUACACUCAAAGAACCGUGCAGGACAAAGCAAGAAUCUCAGAAGAACAACUCCAAGCUCAGGUGCUGUCCAAAAAUACUGAUAAAGACAGAAGACUGACAUUCCCAUGAUGGGAAACUAUGAC